AAACGCGACAGCAGGGGAACUGCAAUGUCCGCAAAGAGGAGUACGCCUCAAAUACCUGCUUUUAGGCGUUGCAUUCGCGUCAUAUGCUUUCUAUAAGCAUGUAUGAGUAGCUGACCUACGAACGUGAAUUUGUUCUUAAUGAGCGAAACAUGACAUUGAGACGUUUUCGACUCGCAUUAAUACGGUCUUUACGGUAGCUUUGCCAUAAUAGUGUGCGCGCGCUCAAGCGCUUACCAAAGGGGGGGGGAGAAACUUCGAACCCGCCCGCAUAUCAAGGUGGUGUGUCGACGGCGGAUCUGUAGCAUCGACCGGAGGGGAGCAGUUGCCUCGCACUUGGCGACUAGCAGAGCGGAGCAGCAGAAACAAAGAAAACCAGGAGCAAGAAGAAGUGGCAGCUCGUAGCGCCCGUAAUCUCGCAGCGGUUCAGAUGUGAGGCGGUAGCGCUCACCUGCACACCGCCGUAGAGCCACUGGCACUGCGCUCCCGACCGUCCGAAGGCGAAGAGUGAAGACAAUCUGAGGCUCCGAGACACAAGUGCCUCAAGCACCAUCUUUCUGCUGCGCUGGAGCUUGACUCGUCCCCACAUCGUCACCAAUGCGACCAUGGGAAGUCACGGUCAAUAGGCGGCCACCAACUGCCCCCUUAAAUCAGAGGAGGUUCUUGGGGGAGCCCUGCAGCACCCCAGUGCUUCUCAGGAGAAGUCCUCCUGUGAGACGGCAGUGGGGGCGACGAGACAGACCCAUACUGCACCCGGGCGAGAACUUCCACCAUCCUCUCCUCUCGCAGCAGCAGCUUUCUGUAGAUGAGUCCCGACUGUACAGUCACACCAGCGCACCGCCACGAAUGCUGCACCCUGCCGCUCACCCGCCUCAGCAGAACGCCAUCAUGGUGGAUCUCCAUGAGCAGAUGCACCAGGGACCGGUCCCAAUAUCAUACACGGUUACCACGGUGACAACACAUGGUUUUCCUCUACACACUGGCCAGCCUAUCCCAGGGUGCAACGCUCAGCAGCUCCCAGCAUGCUCGCUCAUCCAGGCCUGCACAAUGCAGCACUUACCCAUCUCUUACCAAGCCUUCCCGCCCCUGAUCUCCAGCGAGCAUUUCAUACUUCACCCUCCCCCGCCGCCGGUGCCCCCCCACCAGCCUCCGCACCUCCCACCGCUAAGCCAGUUUGUCCCGCUGCAGCCGCAGCACCCUCGCAUGCCUGUGCAGAGGGUGGAAAACGAGGUGGAAAUGAGAGGGGAGCAGCAUCCCGUGGGGGGAUUCUCGUACCCUGCAGCCCAUCACCCACCAGCAAUGGCUCAGUCGGUGCCCCUGCAGUACCUUCCGCAGGAGCCCCUUCAUCAGGAGAUGCCCUUCGGAGUGCCAUACCCGCACAUUCUGCCACGACGUGUCAGUGGACAACGAUACCGACUACAGCAGCCUUUGCCCCCUCCGCCACCACCUCCAACCUACUACCCUAGCUUCCUGCCAUACUUCCUCUCAAUGCUUCCUGUGCCUCCAGCUGCAGUAGGACCUGCCAUCAGCUUGGACCUGGAUGUGGAUGACGUAGAGAUGGAGAAUUAUGAGGCGCUACUAAACCUCGCUGAGAGGCUCGGCGAGGCCAAACCUCGUGGGCUCACCAAAGCCGAUAUAGAGCAGCUUCCGUCCUACAGGUUCAACCCAGAAAACCACCAGUCCGAACAAACCCUGUGUGUCGUGUGCUUUAGUGAUUUUGAGUCCAGGCAGCUGCUUCGAGUAUUGCCCUGUAACCACGAGUUUCACGCAAAGUGUGUUGACAAAUGGCUAAAGACUAAUCGCACUUGUCCAAUCUGUCGAGCUGAUGCAUCCGAGGUCCACAGGGACGUCGAGUGAGUCCACAAGUUGUCUACUCAAUGGCGAAACAGCACAAUAAACGGAGUCUUUCACGUGGAGACUGGAACAGCCACCACCAGCCCCGCAUUCCCCUGCAAAUCGGAAAGAGACCCGUCCCGCCCUCCCCAUUGUGAGCAACAAGCAAUGUAAAGUAGGAUCGUAUGCGGGGCUCAUUGUGUCCCUUUGACGGAAGCUACCGCAUUUGACAGCCACACAGACACGAGUUGUCCGGAGUUGCCCUCUGCCUCUCGUUCGCCCUUGUAUCGCCAAGACUCCAAAGAUUUAUCUCGUAAUGUCCUUUGUUCAGUCGCAGCUUCAAGGAAACAGAGUCCCAUUUUCUUUUCUGUGUAGUCGCUUUUUUGUUCCUGUAGCUGGGAGUCAUUCCAAGUGAUGCAUAAGUGAUCCGUGGAGGAGUUUGCGAGUGCGGCUGUGGGGGUUGGCUCGUGCAGCCAGCAGACGUACAGAGAGAAGACUUUACGAAUGAACGUGGUUGGUGGCAAACAGGACCGCUGGCUGGGGCACGUCUGACCACCGGAGAUGCAUGUCUGUACAGGUGAUGGGGCAGCGUGACUCGUUGUUCAUAAUGUAUGUUACGCAAUAAUGUAUGGGUUAUUUUGCUCUUUCCCUGUUUUCCUUUCUUUUUUAAUAUACAAAUGCAAUUGUGAAAGUGUUGACUUGCUGUGGUAACAGGUGCAGUAUCUCUUUCAGGCCUGAGGUAAAAGGAAAACACGCUAAGGACUGAACACGCGUUGGUUUGCAACCUCCCGUAAGCUUUACCGCCCAUAGAGCGAAGCGAAGCACUUUGGCAGGCGGAGGAGGGACGUUGCGCAGGGACGCCACCUAGCCGCGCCGCCCUGCCCUUUAUCUGCCGCGUCGCUUCAUGUCACCGCCGAAUCUGGGGGGACGCUCGGGCAUUUGCAUGGGCUGUCGAUGUAGAUUAGCAAUAUUUAAAUUACGAAUCGCCGUGUUUUACACUGCUAGGAAAAAAGAAUCCUUGGUCAAACCAGGAGGAACCGUGUUCGACGGACGACCCCGGUCUCGCCAUUCUUUGCACAUGUGCGUUGGCCGUGGUGCCGCGCUCCGGCAGACCGUGAACACGGCAGAGCCUCGGCAGGAAGCAAUACGCACAGCGAGUGCCGCUUCUCAGCCAACGCGUUCAUGGUUUCUCCUCGUUUCGGAACCAAAUAGUUGACACGUUCAAGAUCUCAGCUCUGCCUUCUCCAGACAAGCACAAAGUAUUAUUACUCCUGUUAAAAACAAUCGUUCUGUUGUGUCCACUUGUUUUAAUGGUACAACGUUUUUAAACAGUCUUGUUAUUUAUUGGUUUUAUCUUGGGGGGAAUCCAGCCGAACAGUGAGGAGACCACGCCAACGUGGUACGUACAGUAAUGUGUGGGGGUUAAGGCAGCUUUGUCACCUCUCAAUCCUCGUAUUCUUGCAUGGUGUGUGAGGACCGCACGGCGCACGAUGGAAGGAGCACUUCAGACGGUCUCGUUCCUCACACAGACGAAUGCUUAGACGCCUUUAAGGAUGGAUUAAGCUGACAAAGCUGACGCUGCGGCCGAGCAGCGUGUCUACGUUCGCGAAAUUUCUCACGUUGCAGGGUCUUUUUUGCCCACUGGCACUUAUUGGCAGUGUGAACACUAAAGAUGGAGACUUUCUUUGUUUCCCGCCGAAGGGACCUCGCCAUGUUCCGCUGAGAACGUCUCCAGUGCCUCCAGUGAACCCAGUGAGAAAAGCCAUUUCAAUGAGCCCAGAGUUUAGGUAACUGACCUGUGUAUACAUAUCUGUUCACUAGCUUAUAUAUUGUGAGUUUAAAUAAAUUUCACUCAGGGCCUUUCAUUUAGUAAAAUAGAAUAAAGCAAAUCUGAACUGAAAAUGUUACCAUGAAGGAGGACAUAUUUGAUUUUCCUUGGUUGUUUUUCCUCAGGCCGUACAUAGUUUGUGUAACCAAUUCAGCAUAAUCUCAAUUUCGCCAAGAGUAAUUGAUAUCUUUUAAAGACAGGCAUGCUAACAAAAAAAAAAAAAAAGAAUAACAGAGAGAAAAAAGAAGCAAUGUCACUGCAACCCAUCAGAGCAUAUAUUAAACUGUUAAUGUUCUGUUACUGUGUUCUUGUACUGAAUGAAAACACAAACACACAAGUUGUGAUCCUAUUUUAAAUGUGCGUAUUUGCACACACUAUCCUACCUAAACCACUUCCAGACUUAUCCUAAAGGUGUUUGCAUGAUUUAAAACAAAAAAAAAAAAGUGUGUAUUUUGAGUGAAAGACAUCUAUAGAGGGGGGUGGGGGAAUUAUUUAAUUGUGCACAAUAUGCAUGCAUGUCCAACCAGCUCCCAACUGGUUUUUUAGCUAGCUCUAGUUGGCUUCGGGUUCGGGGGUUGGGGACUCUACGCUCAGCUGAUAACUGCCAUGCAUUGUACUGCACAUGUUUGUAACAUGUUUGAAAGACUACAAGAUUUCGUUGCCCUGCGGCGUCGACGCCAGCUUGUCGGAACAGCAGACAUGAAACGUCGGACUUUAUCGCAGCCAUCGAGUGACAUCGGAAAGCCAUACUGUGCAGAGGUGCUA
Molecule: messenger RNA, 4423 nt
Organism: Scleropages formosus (Asian bonytongue)
Lineage: Eukaryota; Metazoa; Chordata; Actinopteri; Osteoglossiformes; Osteoglossidae
Gene: rnf44
Product: ring finger protein 44
Exons: 12
Coding region: 595-1854 (419 amino acids)
Biological process (GO): protein ubiquitination
Molecular function (GO): ubiquitin protein ligase activity
Source: RefSeq, a predicted model, not a curated record